This is a messenger RNA of Menidia menidia (Atlantic silverside), 3126 nucleotides long. The record is from the annotation of a GenBank genome assembly. NCBI's taxonomy places the organism in Eukaryota, Metazoa, Chordata, Actinopteri, Atheriniformes, Atherinopsidae.
AUGAUCCUUCUCUUCCCCGAGCCCGAGGAUGACGGGUCGGUCACCGAGCAGGGCAGAUGGAGGUUUCCGCCUCCUCUCUUUCCUCUGGAGAUUUCAAAGCUCAAUAACAAAACUGAGUUGGAAGUGACUCACUGUGGACUGAAGAAGUUUGAAGUUUUCAUGACACUUGGGAGAUCACUGCUCUGCAAAGCGAUGUCGGCCACCCUCCUUUUUUCCUGGUUGUCUUUGGUCUUAUGCUUGCUGGCCCCGCCCAGUGCGUCGUUCUCCCAUGGUGCGGGCCAUGCCGCCUGUCUGGACAUGAUUCCUGGUCACAUACGUGCUCAUUCCCUGGACCCACAACACAGCUAUGUCUCUAUACGCACUUCUACCUUAUCGUACUACCCUGGACAGCUAAUAACAGUGACUGUCCGAAGCUCUCGGGACUUCAUGGGUUUCCUGCUUCAGGCUCGCAGCGUUGGAAAUAGGAAGCAUAGGGCCAGAAGAGGUUUUGGAGUGAGAUCUGUGGCACUUGGCCCACUUUUGGCAGGUGGGUCUUGGAUCCUAACGCCCUCAGGUACUCGCACCCUGCACUGCCUCUCAGAGGGCGACACUGUCACACACUCUGACAAACAGCGGAAAAGAUACCUCUCGUUUGUAUGGAGGGCUCCUGAUACUGCAGCGGGAGACCUGCGGUUUCACAUCACUGUGGUGCAGUCCUACUUUGUGUACUGGGCUGGGAUCGAGUCCACAGUAGUGCGCGAUGGUAGUCGUAGAAGUUGGAGGGGCAGUAAUACCACAGCAGUGGAUGAACUCAGCACAAUACAAUCAGUACAAGAGGAAAAAGUCACUGUCCUUCCAGGAUCUCUUGAAAAUGAGACUCAUACAACCCCAGCAUUCUUUUCAGUUGUGUCAGAAGGGAUAGCCAUUGACCCAGUCCCUCCUACCAAGGAGCCCCUUUCUUUCACAUCCACUGUGUCCUCAACUGACAUAAGAAGAAUGGUUGCUACCACCACAGUUUUUCCAAACAUUGCAGUAAAGAACUCAACCAAUAAUCAUUCUCUGUUAAAUUCCCUGUUCCCCUCAAUUCCUCCAAAUGAUGGAGAAGUUGAAGGGAGAGAAGUUGAGGAAAAAUCUCAAGAACCACAACUGAACAGCAAUCCUGAAAAAAGAAACACAACUACAGCUUCAGUAACUACCAUACCUAUGAUCAGUAACAGCUUUCACGUUACAAAUACCUUAAGAUCCACAGACCACAAUCCUAAAGGGUCAGCUCGGGAACCAAAAACUCCAGCAAAAUUUAAGACCCAGAGCAAUUUAGGGGAACCUCAAUGGACUAUCCUGUAUGAGUCUCAAGUACAUACAACCAAAGCCAAAAUAGGUCCACACCUAAAAAAAUAUUCAUCAAAACCUCCUAAUUUACCUGCUUUUACAUCCAAAGCACCUCUCCAUUCCCAUUCAAAUUCAAGCCAAAACUCUCAUCUUCCCUCUAAAGUAUCUUUCCCCAUGCUACAAAACCCAUCAACAAAUCCAAUUCUUUGGGACAGCUCUUCAAACACUGAGCCUUUUAGAGCGUCAACUCUUUCCCAAGACAACAUCCAAUCUGACAAUACUGUAAGACAGCCUAAAAGCAGAACAUCAGGAGGCAAAAGCACCACGGAGAAAACCCACUCACAUCAAACAACCGUGAGCAGCCCUCUGCAGCCUCAUACCCGUAGCAUCAUUCGACAACCCUCGACAGGAAGCACAACCACUCAGACUCUGCCAAGCUUUUCACAAUUUGAUACAGCAAUACAGGUUUCAAGUACCUCUCCUCAAUCCCUUUACUUUGAUACUUUAAGUCAAUCCCCUGUGACUCCUCAAAGCAGCCCUCUAUCCUCUCAAUCAAUGUCUUAUCCAGUCUUCACUUUGGAGGAAGAUCUACAGUCUCCAGCAGAGAUCAACGCGACAAGUCUGGUCUUUGGUUUUGCUUCCUCUGUCAGUCCUAAACCCUCUUUUUCAAGUUCCAAAAAACCUGACUCAUCGUCUCUCUCCAUGAACUCUUUCCAAACCUCCGAUGUUGUUCAUCCAAGUACUGCCACUCAUCUACAUCAGUCAGCUGGCUCAACCCUGGAAUCCAUGUUUCCAGUCUUAAGGUCAACAUUGCCCAUCCAUUCAACUUACCCCUCUUCAAAGAAACAACCCAAAACAGCCCCAGCCUUUUCUGCCCUCCCAUCUCCUUUCCCAGUUUCCACACCUCACUUAUCCACUACCCAAUCUUCCCUUACUUCCCCUCUGCCAUUCUUUCUUACAUCUUCUACUGUUCUUUCCUCAAACUACUCCAACUAUUCAUCCCCAACUCAACUCUCCUCAGGGCUAAAAUCUGAUUCGUCCCCGUUUUCUUUCAACUCUUCUCUGUGCCUCAGAAGUUCUAACAUUUUCUGUUCUUCCUCUUCCACUGUGUCCCUAGCUCUAUCAUCACCAGCAACUUCCAUUUCAUUGGCCUUUUCACCAACUUUACCACCACCUUCUUUCUCAUCCACCUCUACCUCAACAGCUCCCACCUUUACAGAGCAUUCCACAUUUCCUUUCAUCUCAUCCAUCACCUCUCCUAAUUCGGGGCCUUCCCCAUCUCUCCAUCGCUCUCUACAUACACCUCUGGCAUCCUUAGUACCCUCUAAAAAUAUCACAUCAGUCCAGACACACAUUCGCCCCUCUAAUCCUGACCCAGAUCUGAAUGUACCAACACAGACGGUUGUUCAUCCAAAUCCCAAACCCUAUCCAAACCUCAGGGUGAAUUAUGGCCAGGAGUUCAAAUCGAAAAUUCCGAACAUUGACAUCAAACCCAAACAUCCUUCCGACCUUCCAAAAAUUGAAGGGAAGUAUCCAGACAUCAUUCCCAGACAUAGUACCUGGGAGCUGGGUAUACUGCUGGGCUGCUCCGCUGCUUUAGGUAUGGUGCUGAUGGUUGGAGUACGGUACAUGUACCGGCAGGCCUGCGGCAGGCGGACGGAGGUGACUCUGAAUGACAGGGAGAGAGAGUACGGGAGAGGGGAGAGAGGGCUUAUCCACGUCCAGGAGUGUGGAGAUUUAGUCAGAGUCCGCAAAAUCAGAGAAAACAGUUUUGUGCUUUUGACUGAGUAUGAUGUUCUGGCAUCACCUGGAAACUAA